Molecule: messenger RNA, 768 nt
Organism: Miscanthus lutarioriparius
Lineage: Eukaryota; Viridiplantae; Streptophyta; Magnoliopsida; Poales; Poaceae
Source: the annotation of a GenBank genome assembly
AUGUCAGGUGGGCACGUAGUAGCAGCUGAGUCGACGACGACGACGACGACGACGGAGAAGAAAGGCGGCGUCAUCAUGCGGGUGCACGUCGCGGUGGUGUGCUCUGCAGUGGGCUUCCUCGGCUUCGUCAUCCUCAUCCUCGGAGUCGCCGGGGAGGCCGCCACGGCGCAGGCCUACGUCCGGGGGCCUGAUGAUGGCAGCGACGUAAACUGUCAGUACCGCAGCACGCCGGCGCUGGCCUGUGGCAUCGUCGCGGCGCUGCUGGCGAUCACGGCUCAGGUCGUGGUCACCGCAACCAGCCUCUGCUGCGGGUGCUGCCGGACAUGGGAGGUACCAACGGAGACAAGGCGCAUCGUCGGCAUCGUCCUCUCCGCCGUCUCAUGGAUAACUGUGCUUCUAGUGAUGGCACUGUUUAUCGCGGGCGCUGCGCUUAACGCGGACCAAGAGAGACAACCCGACGCCGACGGCAAUUGCUCCCGUGCCCCAGGUAGCUCACUGUUCGCGGCAGCGACAGUCCUGGCUGUCGCCGCCACAGGCAUGCAGGUCGCGUCCUACAUCCUGCUCCAGGUGACGACGACGCCCACAAGCUCCACCAAGCCCCUGAUGGCAACGCAGCAGCCGGAGUUGGCCAUGGGGCAGCCGGUGGUGGAGCCGAAACCGCAGCAAACUGCAGAGGAGGUGGCUGCGGUCGCAGUCAUUGCCCAGGAGCCGCCGCCGCCUUCGGCUCCUGUACCGUUUCAAGCAACAGAACCUGCAUCCCAAGUUUGA